GAGCCGCAAUGACGCACUGGAAGCGGAUUGGCCCGCGGGGCGCGGCGGGUGACGGACGCGGCGCUGAUUGGCCGAGCGGGCGGUGCGGGAUGCGGAAGGAGGGGGAAGGGGAAGGGGAGGCGGCGCCGCGGAGCGAUGGCGGCGGGGGCCGCGGGCCCGUUCAGCCUCCGCGAGGUUCUGGACGCCUUCCGGAGGUGCGUGACGGAGCAGCGGGAGGUGCUGCUGGAGCCCUACCUCAGCGGCUGGCGGGGGCUCAUCCGCUUCCUGCAGAGCCUGGGCGCCGUGUUCUCCUUCAUCUCCAAGGACGCCGUGGCCAAGGUGGCUCUGCUGGAAGGCCACCAGCAGCAGCACGGCUUCGUGUCGCUGCAGUCGCUGGUGCAGCACGAGCUGGCGGCGGGGCCGGCGGCGCUGCGGGCGCGGCCCGACUCCGGCUGCCGCACGGUGCUGCGGCUGCACCGCGCCCUGCGCUGGCUGCAGCUCUUCCUCGAGGGGCUGCGCUCCGGCGAGCCGCGCACCUCCGUGCUCUGCACCGACGCCUACAACGCCUCGCUGGCCCAGCACCACCCCUGGGUGGUCCGCAAGGCCGCCACCGUGGCCUUCUGCACGCUGCCGUCCCGAGAUGCGUUCCUGGAGAUCAUGAACGUGGGCUCGGCCGAGGAGGCGGUGGCCAUGCUGGGAGAGGCCAUCCCCUACAUCGGAGAUGUCUACGGCAUCACUCAGGAGCUCUUCGCUCAGCACAAGCUGUUAGACCUGCCCUGACGGGUGAAAAUGACACUUUUGCACAAGCCUUCGCCUCUCUGGCCCUGGUUAUUUCCGCUUUUUGUUUCCAGCGUGGAGAUGGAAAGUUGGUCAAACGAUUCCACUUUAUAAACGUGGAGCGGUUCUUUUUUUACAUCUCUCAGUUCUUUUCUUACAUCUUUAAAGUUAGAAAAAAAAUUCCACGUUAUGUUGAGCUGCUAAGGGAAUUAUUUUUUUUAUUCUUACCUUACAGCAUCACCCAGGAGCUCUUCGCUCAGCACAAGCUGCUCGACCUGCUCCGACAGCGGUGCUGGGGUGAAAAUGACAUUUUUGCACAAGCCUCUGGUUCUCUGUCUGUGGUUAUUUCCCCUUUUUCUUUCCAGCCUGGAGCUGAGAAAUUGGCAGAACGAUUCCAUAUUACAAAUGUGGACCAGUUCUUUUUUUACAUCUCUGUAGUUAGAAAAAAAAAAAAUCCACAUUAGGAUGAGCUGCUAAGGGAUUGAUUUGUUUUAGUCCCACCUUAGAGCAUCACCCAGGAGCUCUCUGGCUGCUCCACCUGCCCUGAUGAGUGAAAAUGACAUUUUUGCACAAGCCUCUGGUUCUCUGUGCUCAUUUCCACUCUUUCUUUCCAGCCUGGAGCUGAUAGCCAAGUUAUUCCACUUUAUAAACAUGGAAUAUUUUUUUACACCUUUUUUUUAUUACCUCUGUCAGUUAAUUUUUUUUACGUAGAAAAAUAAUCCCACAUUAGGAUGAGCUGCUAAGGGAUUGAUUUUUUUAUUCCCAGCAAAGCUGGGAAAGGUUUUUCUCCUCGAGCCCAACUGCAGCAGCCUCAGUGCAUUUGCAGCAAUAUUUGUGGCCUUGUGUGGCAGCACAAGCUGGAGCUGUGCUGUGUGAGCUCAUUUCCACCCUUGGUUUGGACAGGAAUCCCCCGAGGAUGGAAUGCUGAGGAAUGCCCUGGGGGAGCUGCAGGAGGUGGGGCUGGAUGGAGGAGAGGACGUUCCUGGAGCAGGAUCCAGGCAGCAGCAUUUCCCUGUGCCCCUUCCCUGUUCAGCACAUGGCUCCGCACUGGGAUGUGCAGCAAAUC
Motacilla alba alba is the source of this 1822-nucleotide messenger RNA. RefSeq names its product ceramide-1-phosphate transfer protein (gene CPTP). The coding region runs from base 136 to 759 and encodes 207 amino acids. Gene Ontology annotation, molecular function: ceramide 1-phosphate binding; ceramide 1-phosphate transfer activity. Lineage: Eukaryota; Metazoa; Chordata; Aves; Passeriformes; Motacillidae. The record is from RefSeq and is a predicted model, not a curated record. Gene Ontology annotation, biological process: intermembrane lipid transfer; ceramide transport. The transcript is spliced from 3 exons. Gene Ontology annotation, cellular component: cytosol; membrane; cytoplasm.